AUGAUAAUUGGAAGUAGUCGCAAGAUGAUGAUCGCUCGGCUGUUUCCACAGGAUUUUGAUACUGAACACGCGACUGGGGGUUUGUCCGAUGUUCUCGGGGACCUGAACGUUAGGGUGUUCUCGCAAGAUAAUGUCCCUCUUUUGGGCGAAGGUCCUCUCUCUUUUGCAUCAUUUGGGAGCUCGGUUGUCGGAGGAGGAUAUGGCCUCAGUCAAGUAGGAAGCCAAGGAGCUGUACCGUCAGUUAUCUGA
This is a messenger RNA of Eruca vesicaria subsp. sativa (arugula), 249 nucleotides long. NCBI's taxonomy places the organism in Eukaryota, Viridiplantae, Streptophyta, Magnoliopsida, Brassicales, Brassicaceae. The record is from the annotation of a GenBank genome assembly.